Molecule: messenger RNA, 3889 nt
Organism: Myripristis murdjan (pinecone soldierfish)
Lineage: Eukaryota; Metazoa; Chordata; Actinopteri; Holocentriformes; Holocentridae
Gene: pcmtd2b
Product: protein-L-isoaspartate (D-aspartate) O-methyltransferase domain containing 2b
Exons: 7
Coding region: 419-1693 (424 amino acids)
Biological process (GO): protein modification process
Cellular component (GO): cytoplasm
Molecular function (GO): protein-L-isoaspartate (D-aspartate) O-methyltransferase activity
Source: RefSeq, a predicted model, not a curated record
AGGGUCCUUUUGUUCUUUUAUUGCCUUGUGACAUGACAUGGCAAGCGUUUGGCCAUCCUGUGAUUUCUGUCUCUCACUUCUUUUGGCAUUGCUCUGUGGUGCUGUUUUUAACACCACCCUGAACCACAGCCACUGCAGCGGCGUUUACCCCUAGUGUGCUCCUGCCAAAAGUUUCAUUAAGGUCUCUAAAUUUGUUUGGUUAAGUCCGGUCAAGUUUUUUUGUGCAGCUUUUAAUCAUAUUUGUGGUGUUAAAGAGCUUCACAUGAGCCACAUUUUGAAACAGUGGUUUGGCCACUACUUUGGGAGGCCAGGCAUGUAAUCCUUAAAACCCAACAACAUAUAUGCUUCAAUUGUGGUUGUAAAAUAGCCCAGAUAAAGGAUUUGGGAAAGUGGUAGGAGGCAAAAUCUGGAGAAACUGAUGCAUAUACAAGACAAGAUGGGCGGAGCUGUGAGCGCUGGCGAGGACAAUGACGACCUGAUUGACAACCUGAAGGAGGCUUACUACAUUCGAUCAGAUCUGGUAGAGCGGGCCUUUCGAGCAAUCGACCGAGCUGACUAUUACCUAGAUGAGUACCGGGACAAUGCGUACAAGGACUUGGCGUGGCGACAUGGGAACAUCCACUUGUCUGCUCCGUGUAUCUACUCUGAGGUGAUGGAGGCUCUGGAUCUUCACCCGGGACUCUCCUUCCUCAACCUGGGCAGCGGCACUGGCUACCUCAGCACCAUGGUCGGGCUCAUAUUGGGACCAUUUGGAGUUAACCACGGGGUAGAGUUACAUGCAGAUGUGAUAGAAUACGCCUACCAGAAGCUGGAUUACUUCAUCAAAACCAGCGAGAGCUUUGACAAGUUUGAGUUCUGCGAGCCGUCCUUUGUGGUGGGCAACUGCCUGGAGAUCCCUCCAGAGACCCGUCAGUAUGAUAGGGUGUACUGUGGAGCCGGGGUGCAGAAGGAGCACGAGGAUUACAUGAAGAACCUGCUCAAGGUGGGGGGCAUCCUUGUGCUGCCCCUUGAGGAGAAGUUGACCAAGAUCACCCGCACAGGCCUGAACAGCUGGGAGACCAAAAAGAUCAUCUCUGUGUCCUUCGCUCCCCUGGUUCUGCCCAAACACAGCACCAAUGGCAAACCCAAGACUGUCCCACUGCCCAUAUACGAGGUGCGAACGUUACAGGAGCUGGCUCGCAUCUCCAUCCGUCACACCCUCAGGGUGACCACAGAUAGCGCUGACAGCCAAUCACGCGGCCGAGGCUCCUCAUUCAGCGUUGGGAGGGGUCUGGCAGUGGCCGGGCUUCAUAAGUAUGGCCCCCGCUUCAAACGGCGGCGUGUCCACCGGCGCCACUGCAAUUCCCUGGUUUUGGCCACCCGACAGGUGGUGGCCAGCAGCGGCAUCGGCUCUGCUGCUCUGGACAGCAACAACAACCAGGGAGGACGAGUGGAGGAGGAAGAUGAGGAGGAAGGAGAGAGGGAGGGGAGGCGGCAGCUGAGAGGCAGCAGGAGGGCAGGCAGAGGGGUGGUGGAAGAAGAGGAGGCGGUGGAGGAGGAGGACGAAGAGGAGGAGCAGGAGGAAGAGGAGGAGAGGGAGACGGGCGAGUUGCUUCGACCUGAGCCGGCUGUGAACAUCCUGAGAGAGAGGAUUCUGGGCCUGCCGCUGCCUGAACCACUGAAGAUGUACCUGCUGUACUACAGGGAGAAAUGAGCCCACUGGAUCCUCACCCAGGUCUUGAACCGCAGACGCAACCACCAAGCCGGGGCUGAAGCCUCUGUUAACCCCACUACCACCUGUACAAGGCAGGGCACCAGGCCGCCCACCUUACUGACCCCCUCCUCGCCCUCCCCAUCAUUCAUCCUCUCUACGACUCACUCGCUCACUCUCUCUCCCGCCGUUCCUUACUUGAUUCAUUUCCUGACUCUGUAGAGAGUCAGUUCAAUUUGUCCCGUGGAGGGGGGGAGGGUUUUUCUAUGCCGGGAUAGAAACAAUUCAGCAGUCUGUGUAUAGAGCAGACACCAGAUAGCUCACUGUAGCUCUCUCAGUCACACCAGACAACCAAACAGUCGCCGAUGUACAGCCUGUGUCUCCUCUCUGUCCCUGCGAGCGUCCUUUCAGGUGGAAAUUAGUAGAAUCUGUGCAUUGGGUCAUAACACAUAUUUACUCUGAUUAUCUCUCUGCAGAGCUGUUCAUUGCCAGCACAACCUGAUAAUAGUCACUCAGAUUGUAAAACGGUAUCUUGGCAGCGCUGAGACAAGCUACCACCAUGGUUUAGUCUAGCAGACUAGACCGCUGUAACAGAGUCUGUGUGUAUGUACACACUGUAGCACAAGAGGGAGAGAGUCCAGACGACUUUGGCGUACUUAGAGAAAAUAAGACAUUCUUCAGUCCUGCUCAGCUCUCUUCCCUCUCACUCUGAGCCCAUGAUUACAGUUGUGACCUAUGAAGGGGGGGGUACAGGUCUUGGGGAAGUUGAGAUCUGAAAUAUGAUCGGACAAAGCUCUGACUUGUCCACAUAAGGUGUUGUGUGAUAUGGACCAGUGGGAGGAAGGUAUAUUUUUAGAAAAGCUGAUUUAUUGGAAAGGAUCACUAGACGUAGAGUCUGCCCAUAGCUUGAGAUUGUGAGUGAAAAAAAAUGUAAAUUGAAAGUUUUCAGCUGUUGAAGAUGAUGUAAGAAGGUCCAGUAGAUUUUCUCCUUGGCCAGUUGUCAUGAUAUUGUAGCUGCAACUAGGGAGUUUUGACUGUGAUGGUGUAGCGCUUAUGAUGAUUUCCAACCAGACCAGGGGCUUUGCCUUGAGCCCCCAAUCAAUUAGAUAAUUUAACUCGGCAUUAAAUUAUCUGCGUUUCCGAGGGGUUGCCCUCUUGCUAUCUAUUUUCCUGGGGCAUCAAUAAAGGGUUUGUUUUUGUUUCAGGCAUUUUUAGUUUGUUGAAAUUUGAUUGAAUCGUUUUCCCAUUUUCUAUGCAGACGUUUCAUUUUGUGAGUUCAUCUUUGUCUCCUGACUUUGUUGCAUGGGGAUGCAACUGACCUAAACCCUGACGUGUGUAUCCAAAGGCAACCCCAAUGUUUUUCUCCACAUCCCAUCAUGAUCUCAUAAAAAAAAUAGAAUGACCAUAACAGAGUGUAUUAUUACUAUCCAAUACUCCAGUGUACAUUCAAAAAACCAGCAUGAUAAAGAUGUAUAAUGAAACAAUUUUUCUUUUUGGAUUGACAGCGUGCAGGUUUUUUGCCACCAUCAACACAUUUUGUUGAUGUGUGCUAGUGCUCUAUUCUUUUUCUUUUUUGGUUCUUGUAUUAUUAAUAUUUUGUUUUCAGAAUUUUAUUUGAGACUUGAAGUGGUGUAUACACAUGAAUUUGUUGUCUGUUUUGAUUUGAGAGCCAUGAAAAAAAAAACAUUCAGACGUUUUGAUGAAUACAAAAAAACAAAGAAAAAAAAAAAACAACCUAUGGACAUAUUCUGUUAUAGUUUCUAGUUAGAUGGGGCAUUAUUCCUUUGAACUAUUGCAUUGGUACCAAACUUUCUUCUCCCUUCUGUGCCAAACUUAUGUUGCAUGGACUCUGAAAUUCUCUUUGAACAGCAGAUCAACAGCAAGUCACUCACUAGAAGAAACAAACUGACAGUCGGAUCAUUUAAAAAAAAAAUAAAAAAAAUACUACUAGCAGUGGUGAAAUGAUGGCCUCUUUUCACGAGUCGUCUUUUAGUUUUUAACGUGAUAAAAUGUGAUAGUUACAGCCUUAAAACUUUCCCACGCUGAUUUGGAAGGUAGAUUCUGCAGGAUGAAUCAGCGAUGAGUAACAAGGUGAUCUCUGCACAACACAAUGCAGAGGCGCCUACAUGAGCAGAUACAACUGGAGCUCAUUGGAUUAAAAAAAAAAAAAAAAGGUGCUGUUAUCACGAUACUGCGGGC